CAAUUUACCCAAAAUGUUCAGUUUAUUGCAUCAGAAAAGUAGUCAGAAGAAGUAAAAGAUAAAAACUACAUUCGAAAAACUUGUGCUAUCUAAGCAAACAAUAACAUUUCACCAUUAAUACUCAUACUGUUAGGCAACUAAAAUGAAGAAAGAGAAACAGAAGAAUACUGCUGUCGCUGGAGACGCUGGCAAAUCAGUAAAAGAACUGAACCCCUGGCCAACAUAUAUAGCAGAACGUGAUGCUUUAUGGGAGAAAUGUAAGGCAAAAUAUCUUGCAGAAAUAGCCGCUAAACCACGCGAUACUAUUAAAGUAACCUUACCAGAUGGUAAGCAAGUUGAUGCUGUAUCAUGGGAAACCACGCCUUAUGAUGUGGCAAAAGGUAUUAGCCAAGGUUUGGCAGAUAACACAGUCAUCUCCAAAGUAAAUGGCGUCGUAUGGGAUUUAGAUCGCGUCUUAGAAGGAAAUUGCUCAUUACAAUUGCUGAAAUUUGAUGAUCCAGAUGCUCAGGCUGUGUUCUGGCAUAGUUCAGCUCAUAUUAUGGGUGAGGCAAUGGAACGCAUAUAUGGCGGUCAUUUGUGCUAUGGACCGCCAAUUGAAAGUGGUUUCUACUAUGAUAUGCAUAUAGAAGGUGAUGGUAUAUCUACAAAUGAUUAUCCUGCUAUGGAAGGUUUGGUGAAACAAAUCGUCAAAGAGAAACAGCCAUUUGAACGUUUGGAAAUGAAAAAAUCAGAUUUACUUGAAAUGUUUAAAUACAAUGAAUUUAAGUGCCGCAUACUUAAUGAAAAAGUCGACACUGACACAACCACUGUUUACAAAUGCGGAUCAUUGAUUGAUUUGUGUCGCGGUCCACAUGUUCGUCAUACUGGCAAAAUAAAGGCACUUAAAAUAACCAAAAACUCUUCUACCUACUGGGAAGGCAAAGCUGAUGCAGAAACAUUACAACGCGUUUAUGGCAUUUCAUUUCCAGAUCCUAAACAAUUAAAGGAAUGGGAGAAAAUACAAGAAGAAGCUGCUAAACGUGAUCAUCGUAAACUUGGACGCGAACAGGAACUAUUUUUUUUCCAUGAAUUGUCUCCUGGUUCAUGUUUUUUCCAACCUCGAGGCGCACACAUUUAUAACACACUCAUUAAUUUUAUAAAAGCUGAAUACAGAAAACGAGGUUUUCAAGAAGUUAUUUCACCGAAUAUUUACAACUCAAAAUUAUGGAUGACAUCUGGCCAUUGGCAACAUUAUGCUGAGAAUAUGUUUUCGUUUGAAGUGGAAAAGGAAACUUUUGCACUUAAGCCAAUGAAUUGCCCUGGUCAUUGUCUUAUUUUUGAUAACCGUAAUCGAUCUUGGCGAGAGUUACCGCUUCGAAUGGCCGAUUUUGGUGUGUUACAUCGUAAUGAGCUAUCAGGUGCACUCACUGGUCUCACUCGCGUGCGUCGUUUCCAACAAGAUGAUGCGCACAUAUUCUGUGCUCCAGAACAGAUUAAAAGCGAAAUGAAGGGUUGUUUGGACUUUUUACGCCAUGUUUAUGGUAUAUUUGGUUUCUCAUUCAAUUUAGUAUUAUCUACACGACCUGAAAAAUACCUCGGCGAGCUGGAACAAUGGAAUGAUGCGGAAAAGGCGCUAGCCGAAUCACUCGAUGAGUUCGGUAUGCCUUGGAAAGAAAAUCCAGGCGAUGGAGCAUUUUAUGGUCCAAAAAUCGAUAUUACCAUUAUGGAUGCAUUAAAACGUGCUCAUCAAUGCGCUACCAUUCAACUAGAUUUUCAACUGCCAAUACGUUUUAACUUAAAUUAUAUUGCAGACGAUGGAGAGAAGAAGCGACCUGUCAUUAUACAUCGUGCUAUACUCGGAUCAGUAGAACGUAUGAUUGCGAUUUUGACUGAAAAUUAUGCAGGUAAAUGGCCUUUCUGGCUAUCACCACGUCAAGUAAUGGUAGUACCAGUUGGACCUAGUUUCGAUGAAUAUGCACAUUCAGUAAAAGAACAGCUCCAUGCUGCUGGUUUUAUGGCUGAGGCCGAUGUUGAUGCGGGCGAUACUAUGAACAAGAAGAUACGUAACGCACAGCUUGCACAGUUUAAUUUCAUUUUAGUUGUUGGUGAAAAGGAACGUUCGUCCAAUACUGUGAAUGUGCGCACACGUGACAAUAAGGUACAUGGUGAGGUUUCAGUUGCAGACUUAAUAACAAAAUUACAAAAGAUACGAGAUGAAUUUAUAACAGACGAAGACAAUUUCUAAACAACGUCUGUGAUUUCGUAAAGUAUCACACUCACACUAUUUAAUUUAUUUUUAAAAUAUAUACACUUAUUUAUCUUUGAAAAAGGAAAAAUUGUAAUUGCUUACAAAUUAUUAUCUACAUCUUUUGCUUCAAAAUUAUUAAAAACUAUGGAAAAAAAUAUUUAAAAUUGUCAUUAAUGGCUGGCUUUAUCGUAAAAUCUAAAACC
Molecule: messenger RNA, 2430 nt
Organism: Teleopsis dalmanni
Lineage: Eukaryota; Metazoa; Arthropoda; Insecta; Diptera; Diopsidae
Gene: ThrRS
Product: threonine--tRNA ligase 1, cytoplasmic
Exons: 5
Coding region: 143-2224 (693 amino acids)
Biological process (GO): threonyl-tRNA aminoacylation
Cellular component (GO): cytoplasm
Molecular function (GO): ATP binding; threonine-tRNA ligase activity
Source: RefSeq, a predicted model, not a curated record